Molecule: messenger RNA, 629 nt
Organism: Lasiosphaeria miniovina
Lineage: Eukaryota; Fungi; Ascomycota; Sordariomycetes; Sordariales; Lasiosphaeriaceae
Exons: 1
Coding region: 172-555 (127 amino acids)
Source: RefSeq, a predicted model, not a curated record
GCCGAGUACGGGCCUGUCUCGGUGCGUGGAAACCGCGAAUUCCGCGACAACACUCACGACGGGACCCAAUAUACGCGCCGGAUCAAGAACGACGGCAGCCGCACCGACUGGGUGCUCGUCGAGGUCCCGCCGCCCGCUGCGGAAGAGGAAGAAGAGCCUCCCCUGGCUCUCAUGGUCGUGCUAGAGACGCAGUCCGAGGGCGAGCCGAACCACUGGUCGUUGUUCGUGGCGCGGGAGGGGUCGGGGUCUGGCGGCUCGGUCUACCAAGUCACGGGCGACGCCACGUACAUGACCCGCAAAUUCGACGACGGCGUGCAGCACCUCAGCUCGGAGAGCUAUUUGACGUCAUACGUUGUCGCCUAUCUCGACGAAGCCCAGGCCGGCGUGGUGAGGCAGAUUGCCACGCAGGAGCCGCCUCCGUGGGCACAUAAUCGGGCCCUGGUGACGGAGAACUGCCAGGGAUGGACGGUGCGCGUGUUGCGGCGUCUCCAGAGCCGUGGUAUUGGGACGCUAGAGUUUGUGCAGAGCAUGGAGGCCAUGAUGCAACCUGUUUGAGAGUCGCUGCGAUGCCUCAACACUUUGUCGCUCGCCCUAAAUGGUUUUUCGCUGAGGAAUAUAACAGCUUUUAG